Molecule: messenger RNA, 2403 nt
Organism: Stylonychia lemnae
Lineage: Eukaryota; Ciliophora; Spirotrichea; Sporadotrichida; Oxytrichidae
Source: the annotation of a GenBank genome assembly
AUGGAAAUGAAUUUCGAUAUCAAUUUAGAUUAUCCUAUUUCAUUGGAUUAACUAAGUAUUGAGUAGAAAGCAUAACUUAAUACAAGGCAGAGAAUAAUAGAGUAGAAGCUAAGAAAAACAACGCUGUGUAACUUUUAUUUCAGACAAAGAUGUUUAAGCAGUGCCGAAAAGUGUCAGAAUGCUCAUGGUCUGAGUGAACUUGUUCGAAUGGAUUCUGAUGAAUUGCUCUAACUUAAAAAAGAACAGUUCAAUAUCAAAGUACUGUUGAAUAAAUUGAAGUUUCAUAUUCUUUAUAAUGGCAAGUCGAGAAGAUUUGAACACUAUAAGGUUACUGAAAUAAGAAAAUUGAGGUAGAAGUUAGCAUAGGAGAAAGGUGAGAUAAAUACUAUUGAAAACAACGCUGUUGAGUAAGAUGAUGAAGAAGAAGUUGAAGAAGGAGGCAAUAAUGAGGAAAUAAAGGAUGAAUUCAAAUCUAUAAAAAAGAGUGUCUAGAACUUAAACUUAGAUGAGUGUAAAUUUUUGGAAUGGAUAUAUAAUAAGCAAGACUUGCAUAAGUUUGAAAUGAUAUUGUUACAAGAUAGCUCAAUCAAUAAUGUUAAGAGGAAGCCAAGAACAAAAGCAGAAUUAGAAAUUGUGAGGCCAUGGCAAAAUAAGAUUAUGGCAUCAUUCUUAACCAAAUUAUUCAAAGAAUCUGACAAAGAAUACAUGCUAAGGUCUACUGUAAUUAGAAAAUACAAUGAAUCUGGAGUUCCUAUUACAUGGGCAAGAAUUGCAUCAUUUAAGCUUUACUUUGAAAAAAAGAGUAAUUUUCCCCCUUGGGCUCCUUCAAAGAAAGUAGUUCUCCUUUUGCCCUUGCAUGAUAAAGAAACUUGUUUGAAGAGAGUUGAAGCUUUAAUUUCCAGUAUAAUUCAAGCUAAAAUUGAUAAAGAACUGAAUAAAUUCAAACUGCCAAUAAGAUUAGCAGAUAUUCAGAAAGAGUACAAUCUUUAAUAAAAAAUCUCAGAUCCUCCAUUGUUUGUGGUUACUAAGCAUCUAGAUGUUGAUAUGGACACAUUCUUUUAUAAAGUCUUGGAAGCCAGAGCUAACAUUAGAAAUGAAGUUGUUAACCAUUUAUGUGAGAAAUACAAUGAUUAAGACUGGGCUAAGUAGAUUCUAGAGAAAAUUUAGGAAGAUGAGCUUCAUAUGUUCAUGCCAUUCUCCCACCAAUCUUUGAUAAUAAGAGAAUCUAUAGACAAAGAUUUAGAUAAGAAAUUAGUCAUAAAUACUAUUUGCGAGCAAGGCCAACUAUAUGGACAUUUAGCGACAAAGUAUCUUACAGGCAUUAAGAAUAACGAUGAAUUUGAUAAAAUUAUAAUGGAAUGCUACAUAAAGUAUGGUUACAGACUAAUUAAAAUCGGCACUGGAAACUAUGUUAUAUGUCCAGGUAAUUAUACAGAAGAUCAGCUCUCUUUAAAUACUGAUUAAAAUCCUGAACAAAUUGGAAGCAUCGUUCAGACAAAGGUAGAAGAAAUAAAAUCAUUCGAUUAUAAAAUGGAGCACUGCUCCCUCUGCAAAGAAGAACCACCAAAUGCUCUAAUAUUGGAAGAACUCUUAGAUUCAGCAUUUAGAGCAUAUGGGGAGUUUGAAACUUUGACCUAUCAUGACAAUCAGAGAAUAUUAAUAGUCAAUAAUUAUGCCUCUCUCUUAUUAAGCUUAAAGACAAUGUCUAAAUAAACAUCACUAGGAGUAGAUCUAGAAGGCAGAUUGAGAGCUAACGGAAACAUAAAUUUGAUUUAGAUUGCGUGUGAGGAUGUUAUCUAUAUUUUUGACAUGUAUCAAUUAACGCAACUACAAAAUGAUGAAUAACUGCUUUAGCUUACCAUCUAGGUGUUGAAAUGUGUAUUCCUUAAUCCCAGCAUUAGAAAGGUCUUCUUCGAUGGUAAGAGAGACUUAGAAGCUCUGCAUUUCAUUAUUGGAGUAGGCAUAUAAAAUUUCUAUGAUGCAUAAGCUAUGCAUAUGACUUUAUUCUAACUAAUGGAGAUGCAUAAAAAUAAAAAGCUGUUUGAAUUGAAAUAAGUUGUCACCCCUGGACUAAACGAUGUUCUGGGUAAGCAUGAAGUCACUCAUGGAGUAAACUCAUUAAAAGAUAAAUUUAAGAAGGUCUUUGAUAACUAUACAGAAUGCAAAAAAUACUUUGUGACAAGACCCAUUGAUCCAGAUUUCGUUAGUUACUCAGCUUAAGAUGUAGAAGACCUUAGUGAAUUAGCUGACAUAAUCGAUGCCAAAAUAGAUGCAGUACUUGGUAAAAAUGUACAUCCUAACUAUAGGAAAAAUCUUGUCAUUCAUCUAAGUAAUACAUACACUAGCAAGUCAUGUGGGAAGAAAUUUGAAAUGGAGUAACAACCUAAAAAUGUAAAUGAAUGA